Messenger RNA from Saccostrea cuccullata (small rock oyster), 2162 nucleotides. RefSeq lists its product as uncharacterized. The record is from RefSeq and is a predicted model, not a curated record. The coding region runs from base 42 to 2057 and encodes 671 amino acids. NCBI's taxonomy places the organism in Eukaryota, Metazoa, Mollusca, Bivalvia, Ostreida, Ostreidae. The transcript has 3 exons.
AAGCCAUUGCAAGGACUGGAAUAAAAGUCAGAGCAUAUUCCAUGGAAUAUUAUACUGAAAACUCAGUAUGGCAUUCAACCAAGCUUUUUAUUAUUGAAAACGACAAAUCAACGAGACAUAUGGUGUUUGGAAUUUUUUCGCGGUGUGGGUCUUCUGAAGGACUGUAUAAAAUCUACACAUCUCACUCUUUCCGCCACGCGGAACAUCGGAGUGAAAAAACUUUUUCAUAUUUAAUGCAUGAUGCUGUAGAAGAAAAUUUAUUCGAACAAUGUUUGGAAAGUAUUGGUUGCAAGUACCAAGAAAACUUGGCUGUACCAUUAAAGGAUUUAAGCUCGUUUGACAGAGAUAGAAUAAGAGUAUCUAAUAAUAUACACAAAUUUGAGGUAAUGGUUAAUUGUUACAUCUAUAGCCUUUUUUGGGGACGCUCAACGAUAUAUCUCCAAAGUCUAGGGCAGAAAAAGAUAAGUCCCUCAGUCGUUAAAGGAUUUUUAAAAUCUUUUGAAAAGGAAACUCCGAUGGUUGUAAAUUUUCUUUCACGAUGCAAAUUUUUGAAAGAUUCAGAAAUAGCUAAAGCUGUUACAGAAGAGAUUCAAAGUGCAUUCGUUCGUGUAUUUCGAACAAAGAUCAACAUCCUCUUUGUCUACUGUGCUAAAAGCGCAAAAAAUGAGAUGCAAAAUUUUUUGUGGCCAGAUAUUCUUGUUGUAGUAACUAGAGGAGUAAAGAAGGCGCCUUUCAAACGAUUUUGUGGAUUUGACGUAGUAUUCAGAGAUAACGACUUUUAUCUAUUUAGUGAUGAAUCAAAGAAGGUGUUGCAUCACGAAACGUUGCUUAAUAGCAUAGACAGUUCAAAAUUAAUGAAUUUACCCUUAGAUAAUGUAUGCACACAGGACUUAAUGAGAAAGCACAAAAAUAUAACAUUAGUUUCCUUUUCCAGGGUUCGAUCACAAAAUUUUGAAAAAUGUCAUGAAAUGCACAGAAAAGACUGUAUUGUUAUAUACUGUUGGGUAAAAGGGUUUAUUCCAGUGGGCGAAAAAGCCUUUCCUAAAAAGAUAAAAAACAUUGAUGUUGAUGUACGUGAAGGUGCAUGCUUCUUUGCUGCUGAUGAAAAUUUCCUACAGAUUGGAAGCAAAAUUGGACGACGAUAUGGUUCCAGUCUUGGAACCUUAGGAGGUUUUGUGAACAUAGAUUCAUCAACAAUAGGAUGUUUGACUUGUGCACACGUAGUCUGUCCACCUGCUGCUCUACAGUCGGAAGAUAUCGUAAGAUUUAUCUCCAGCAAUCUGAUAGAAGUCGAAAAUAAAAGUGAUUCGGAUGUUAUAGGCACAGUAGAAAGAGCUGUUUUUAAACACAGUAACUCAAGAGAAGUUAGUGUUGAUGCAGCCUUGGUUAAAAUAUCCCGACAACAUCCAGAGAAUGGAAGUUUCCUUCUGGAGAUAAGCGAUGCGCAAUUAUUGAGUGCAGGUUUUUCAGCUUACAAUCGACCAGCCUUUACAAAUGGGGCCAUUAUAAAAAUUGAUUCGACGAAUUACAGACGCCCACUUUUAAAGUGUGGUGCAAGCAGUGGACUUACUGUCGGGUAUGCACACUGUAUAAACGUCCAUGCUGCAAUCAUUAAUGACAAAGAGAUAGAAUUUGAAUUUGGAAAUUUUAAAGUUCACGGCCAGAUAGAAGUUCUGCCAGUUCAAAGACCAGACAAGGAGAACGAGGCUGCCAAUAACAAGUUUGCAAUUAACGGAGACUCGGGGUCCCUUGUAUUCAUGAUUGAGGAGGACAUGCCGCCAGUUCUUAAAUGUGUUGGUAUGGUAACUGCUGUAACUACAUAUGGAUCUUGCUUGGUGACCCCAAUAGAUCAUGUUCUUCUGGAUUUAGGGCUUCCUCUGAAUGCAUUUUGCAAGUUCGGGAACGAAGAUCAGUCUAGAUCUGAUGUUGAAAUCAAUGACACUAUCGUUGAAAGGAUAGUCCGAGAUGUAACACAAGCAAUUUCUACUAAUUUUGAUUCUACAUUUCAGACAAUAAAUAGAAGAUUAGAUGCCCUCGAAGAAAGAAAUUCGAUGUAACAUUGAUUACAUGCUAAACUUUAUUUCUCACAAGAUCAUUUAAAAAAGGAUUUCUUCCAAAAAUCAAAACUGGUGGUAACAGAGCAGAACAGAGCUACAUGUAUA